Messenger RNA from Scleropages formosus (Asian bonytongue), 2673 nucleotides. Its product is annotated as TAR DNA-binding protein 43-like. Gene Ontology annotation, biological process: regulation of gene expression. The transcript is spliced from 5 exons. Gene Ontology annotation, molecular function: RNA binding. Gene Ontology annotation, cellular component: chromatin; nucleoplasm. The record is from RefSeq and is a predicted model, not a curated record. Lineage: Eukaryota; Metazoa; Chordata; Actinopteri; Osteoglossiformes; Osteoglossidae. Bases 895 to 2124 code for a protein of 409 amino acids.
AUAAACUCCUAAAGAAUUUCUGAAAAAUUUUGUGCUAUCUAGUUAUGCAAACCGCGAUUUAAAGUAACGGAACGCGACCGUAGAUUAGUCGGUUUAAUUAAUGGAUUUUGUUGCCGGACUGUACCACAAUUCGCCUGCAUGGCAUGUCACGUGCAGUGGAUUAUUUCAAACGUUUAUUAUGUGCGAAUAAAAAAUGAACAGUCAUAGAGGGUCGUUUCUGUCCCAUAUGAAAGUUAUGUGUGUGUCUUAAUACGGUAGUUUAGCUUUCAGAGGCGGCCUCCUUCGGCGGGUAAUAAGACCUCCCCAAACGAAGACGUAACUCCCCGAAUGACACAGACAGGGCAGCCAUUUUGAUUUGAAGUUUGCGAAGAAAGGAGUUGCAUAUUACGUUGGUUUUUCUGUCUUGCCGUUCGAAUAAUCGAUUCAACGCAUUCGCGUUAGACGCUUUUAUUGCGUUGCGGCAGAAAUAACAAUUUACGUUUCAACUAUCUGUCCGAAUAGAAAUCUGUAGCCGCGCCGCAAGCAACGCGGAAAAGCCCUCAUUCAUUUUCGAAAACGUGCUUCGUGUUCCUGGCCUUUCAUGGCCACCCGGGUAGGCUAGCUGGUUAAUUUUUAAAAAGUAAGAAUCCGAGACCCGCACGCGGUUAGAACUUCGAAUCGGCCCUCGCUCGUGCCUCCGCCGAACUGCGCCCAGGAAGAGGGAAACUUACUUACUUAGCAGACUGAGACUCGCGAAGCCCACACUUGACUUGUGUUGUGUCACUUGUCUGAUUGUGUAGCUCGCUGCUAGUAUUAUUAGCCGCGCGACCCGACCGCCGCAAUCCCGCACACGGACGCCGGAGCCCGACGAAACCCGAACGCACGCACGCAGCGCUUUCGUUUCGGAGCGACGCCAUGGCAGAGCUGUACAUUCGCGUGGCCGAGGACGAGAACGAGGAGCCCAUGGAGAUCCCCUCGGAGGACGACGGCACGGUGCUGCUUUCCACGGUGGCGGCCCAGUUUCCCGGGGCGUGCGGCCUGCGCUACCGCAGCCCCGUGUCCCAGUGCAUGCGGGGCGUCCGCCUCGUGGAGGGCGUGCUGCACGCGCCCGAGAACGGCUGGGGCAACCUGGUCUACAUCGUGAACUAUCCCAAAGAUAACAAGAGGAAAAUGGACGAGAUCGACGCUUCUUCGGCGGUCAAGAUAAAGAGGGGCGAUCAGAAGACAUCAGACCUGAUCGUCCUGGGUUUGCCCUGGAAAACUUCCGAGCAAGAUCUGAAGGACUACUUCAGCACUUUUGGGGAAGUUAUUAUGGUGCAGGUCAAACGAGAUGUGAAAACUGGAAAUUCUAAAGGGUUCGGCUUUGUAAGGUUCACUGAUUAUGAGGCACAAGUGAAAGUGAUGUCACAGCGGCACAUGAUUGAUGGAAGAUGGUGUGACUGUAAACUUCCUAACUCUAAGCAAGGCCCCGAUGAGCCCAUGAGGAGCAGAAAAGUGUUUGUGGGCCGCUGUACUGAAGACAUGACUGCUGAAGAGCUCCGCCAGUUCUUCAUGCAGUAUGGCGAAGUCACAGAUGUCUUCAUACCCAAGCCAUUCCGGGCCUUUGCAUUUGUCACCUUUGCCGAUGAUCAGGUUGCCCAGUCUCUCUGUGGCGAGGACCUGAUCAUUAAGGGCGUCAGCGUACACAUCUCCAAUGCAGAGCCUAAGCAUAACAAUAGUAGGCAAAUGAUGGACCGCGGGGGCCGGUUUGGGAACGGAGGGUUUGGAGGUCAGGGCUUUGGCAACAAUCGUGGUGGGCUUGGGAAUAGUACUAACAACAUGGGUAGUAGUGUAAAUUUUGGUGCUUUUAGUUUAAACCCAGCUAUGAUGGCUGCUGCGCAGGCUGCCCUGCAAAGCAGCUGGGGCAUGAUGGGUAUGCUGGCCGGUCAGCAGGGCCAGUCGGCCGCCUCUGGCAGUACUCCUGCUGGGCAAACUAGCACGACUCGGGAGCAGAGCCAGUCCUUCAGCUCGGGCAGCAACAGUUAUGGCACAAGCUCCGCUAGCCUGGGCUGGGGGACUGGCUCUAAUUCCGGCAGCAGCAGUAGUGGUUUCAACUCCAGCUUUGGCUCCAGUAUGGAGUCAAAGUCAUCAGGCUGGGGAAUGUAGCUUGUUUUUGAAGUGUUUGCACUUCUAGAUAGUAUGGUAAGUAUUUUGAAAAAGAAAAAAAGGAGGAAAAAAAAAAAAAAAAACUUUUCCCCAAGAUUAACUUGUAAUAUUCUUGGUAUUUAAAAUGCAGUUUUGCCUUUCUUUUUGUUACUAGAACAUACAAUGAAUGUUUUUGUACAUUGGGGUUAGCCUGCACAUGAGAAAUGUGAAGUGGUUGAAGUGAAUUGUUUGCCAGUAUCAAGAGUUAAAACACUACUUAAAGUGUGAUUUAUUUAGUUUUUCAUGUUAAAAUGAAAAUUUAGUGGCAAACUAGAUUGUGAUUUAGUAAUGCUAUGAAAUUUCCUGAGUAUUAUUUCAGUAUAUGUUCAACCACAGUCUUAUUGGUUUGUCUUGAAUUAGGUUCUGUUUGCAGUUUCUCUUUUUUUAAACGUUUUACGGAAAAGCCUUCAUUGAAAUCUCUUCUGCAGUUCACCACCUCUUUUCCAAUUUCCCGGGAAGAAGCCCCUCAUUGGCAGCAAUGUUCGAGCGGUCUCAGUAUCAGUUCCCCUC